AUUAUUUAUGAAUAAGCAAUCAAAGUUUAAAGUCGUUCUUAAUGUAAGACAAACUCAUCGAGCUAAUAAUAACUCUCAUCAUGUAUGUACAUAGUUCAUUGAAUACCAAUUAUCUGACUUUGUCACUUUAACUUUUUCUUUGCUUCGGUUGCGCACUCUGAGGGAUUUUUAUAAAAAUGUACGUGAAUAAUUAUUUAUUGUGGGUGGUUUUGCAUGAAAUUCUAUUUCUUCUCUACCCGACGGCUGCAGUUGAACGAAAAAUAAGACAAAGUAAUAUUAAUUCCACUGAACUGUCUCACGAAUUGUCCCAUUCGAAUGAAGAGGACGAGGUAAAUGUGAGUCCUCGAUGGACCAACAUUAACGCAGAGGUGGAUGUGGUAAUCCCAAUGAUUUUAGAUCAUUUGCAAAAGAUAAAGAUUGAACAUUUAAAUCUUCCGGAUAUUACAGAGACAAUUUCUUUGACAUUUAUUUUGGUCGUAUCCCGAACACGCUUGAUUUUAAGCAACGGAAUCGUAUAUAACGUGGAAGGAAUAGAGCGAUACGGUGAUGCUUUGAUGACUUACAAGGAAAAGAGGUUUCAUAUUCGAUUCGAUUUAAAAAUAAAUAAAUUACAGUUUGAAUACAAUUUUCUUCUUCAAGUAAUGCCCAUUGACGGUUAUGGAAAGGUAAUAGGUAAUUUAGAAGAUACAAUUAUGCAUGCGGAAAUAGCAGUAGACGUGACCAAUAUAAGCUUAGACCUCCAAGAUUUUCGCAUUCUCGACUUCAGAAAUAUAAACGUUCAAUUGGACCAAAUACAAAUAAUACGAGAAUUAAGUGGAUUAAUUUUGUCACCAAUUACAAACUUAUUCAAGCAACGAAUAACUACUUCAAUAUCGGAUGGUUUAAAACAGGAAAUGGAAUUGAUAUUUAAUGAUUUUAACGAAGGAGAUCCUCUACAACUUCGAACGUUCGCAAAGCAGUUGCUAGCCGGAUUGAUAAGUUAAUUUGAGUGUUGUUAGACAUACUUAAUCAGGGUUGUUGUGGAAACCAAAUCAGAUUUAGUUAGUUUUUGGAAUAAUUCGUUUUAAAUACUCAUUAAAAAGGUAAAAUUGGAUAAAGUCGUGCAUUUAUGCAGUUUGUAUUUUAUCAUAGUAAGAACGUGACGAAAGCAAAAAGUAGUAAAUUAGUAAUUACAUAUAAUGUAAUUUAGUGUUUAUCGGGAAAUUUACAUAUUCACAAAACAAAUCUGACUAAAAACAGAUGUAAUAUAAAUCUACUUUACCCUUUUAAUAUAAAUUUACUUUAUCUCUGUCUACGCUUAAUUUCGCUUCUGAUAGUAAAAUGAAGAACGAAUAAAGUUAAAUUCUAUUAUCAAAUACCACAUCAACUCUGACUAUGAGUCACAUGUAUUUGAAACUCCUUCAUAUUUUAUAUAUUUUUUAAUACAUACGGUAUUAGACCAAGCGGAAAAUCAGUGGAAUGCCUUUUUUGAAUCGAAUAGGUUAUAUCAAAUCAUUGCAAAAUUAAAUAAACUAUAUAUGAUAUGUAGCUAUGCAUGUCACUACGCGAAAUGUAUCACAUAAGCCUAUAAGUAAUUUUUUU
Zeugodacus cucurbitae (melon fly) is the source of this 1581-nucleotide messenger RNA. RefSeq lists its product as uncharacterized. Bases 177 to 983 code for a protein of 268 amino acids. The transcript has 5 exons. NCBI's taxonomy places the organism in Eukaryota, Metazoa, Arthropoda, Insecta, Diptera, Tephritidae. The record is from RefSeq and is a predicted model, not a curated record.